Pleurotus ostreatus (oyster mushroom) is the source of this 711-nucleotide messenger RNA. RefSeq lists its product as uncharacterized. The coding region runs from base 1 to 711 and encodes 236 amino acids. NCBI's taxonomy places the organism in Eukaryota, Fungi, Basidiomycota, Agaricomycetes, Agaricales, Pleurotaceae. The record is from RefSeq and is a predicted model, not a curated record. The transcript has 2 exons.
AUGUCGAGGCAGACGAAGGAUCUCCUGCAGGCUCUGAUUAAAUGGCCCGUGGUUGAUAUUAAGAUUUUCCUAGUAGAAAUUAUGGAAGAUGGACGCCAGGAUUCAGACGAACUCGCUCUAUCCAUUAUUGACCUACUCCUCGCUGCCGCCCGCCAAAGUACGGAGAGUUGUUUUAUCUUCCUAGAGGCGGGUAUGCUCGACAUCCUGCUUUACUUCUAUCUAGAUGGUGAUCUCAAUCUGGACACCCAAAAAGCUGCUCAAAAGGCUUGCUUCGGCUUAGCUAAAUUCCGCCCUCCUGAUAACAACGUGAUCUUAUCGUUCACCAGAUCCUUCCUCUCAGCGCCUCUCGACCUACAAAGCACUAUUCCUAUUCAAGACCCCAUCAUUAUACCCCUAGCCGUGGAUCGCCAUCGACUUCGCCAGAUAGUCAUAUGUUAUUUUGUCCCGCUCUUCUGCGCAAUUGCUCGCACAAGUAGCGCAUGUCUGGAUACACUCUUGAACGCAAGAAUUGCAGAGCUGUUGUGGGCUAUCGCCCUUCUUCAAGAUACAUCCUACCUACGUUUCAAGCAAGAUAACCUUAACAUCGCCUCUAGGGAGUACGAGACUAUAUGUUACGAUAUCAUGGACGAAGCUAGUCAAAUCUUCGUGCCUGAUGCCUCUGAUGUGUUAUCCAGGCAUUAUACCGGCGCCCUGUAUUCUAACCGUGUAUAA